Messenger RNA from Brassica oleracea var. oleracea, 438 nucleotides. RefSeq lists its product as uncharacterized. The record is from RefSeq and is a predicted model, not a curated record. The coding region runs from base 1 to 438 and encodes 145 amino acids. Lineage: Eukaryota; Viridiplantae; Streptophyta; Magnoliopsida; Brassicales; Brassicaceae. The transcript has a single exon.
AUGAAGAAGUGCUCGUUUGGUUCUCCUCAGGUUCACUUUUUGGGCUAUAUUGUUUAUGCUACUAGUCUGGCCGUCGAUCCCGACAAAGUAUCUGCAAUAAAACCAUGGCUGCAACCUACAACAAUUUCUGAAGCACGAAGCUUUCACGGACUGGCAUCAUUCUAUCGACGUUUUGUGCCACACUUCAGCUCUAUUAUGGCUCUGUUGACCGAUUGCAUUCGGACUGGUACUUUCGUUUGGACCCCCGCAGCAACAAACGCUUUUAACAUCAUCAAAGAUAAGCUCACAUCUGCACCCAUUCUCGCUCUUCCCGACUUCACGUUGGUAUUUGAACUUCACUGCGAUGCUUCUAAAACCGGUGUUGGAGCAGUUCUUAGUCAACACAAUCGUCCUAUCACAUUCUUUAGCGAGAAAACAUCUGGCGCUCGUUUACGAUAA